Molecule: messenger RNA, 2675 nt
Organism: Trichogramma pretiosum
Lineage: Eukaryota; Metazoa; Arthropoda; Insecta; Hymenoptera; Trichogrammatidae
Product: PMS1 protein homolog 1-like
Exons: 13
Coding region: 66-2612 (848 amino acids)
Biological process (GO): mismatch repair
Cellular component (GO): MutLalpha complex
Molecular function (GO): ATP binding; ATP hydrolysis activity; mismatched DNA binding
Source: RefSeq, a predicted model, not a curated record
UGGCGCGCAAUAAUGAGUGCGGUUUUAAUUUUAUCCCUUGUUUUGAAUGAAUUUUUACUGAAAAAAUGUCCAUUAAACGCCUAAAUCGAGAUACAAUAAAUUUAAUCAACUGCACUCAAGUAAUAUCAUCGAUUUACAGUGCUGUUAAAGAACUCGUAGAAAAUUCUUUAGAUGCUCUCGCUCAAAAUAUAGAAGUUAACCUUGUGGACAGUGGUUUAUCACUGAUAGAAGUUAAAGAUAAUGGAGUGGGUGUACCUAGAGAUGAGGCUCUAUGUAUGGCUUUGCCAUCCUAUACAUCUAAAAUUACUGAUUUAAACGACUUGGAUUUGCUUGCAACUUAUGGAUUUAGAGGUGAAGGUUUGACUGCUAUUUGUCAGGUAGCUGAAGUGACCAUUUCCACCAAAACAGCAGAGGAUGAAACUGUUAUAUGUCAUACUUUAGAUUAUGAAGGAAAUGUUGUAAAGUCUGAUGUAUCUCAUGGAACUACAGGUACUACUGUGAGAAUGAAAAAUAUAUUCAAGAACAUGCCUGUGAGAAGAAAUUUAUUAACUAAAAAAAGACUUAACCAGGAAAUAAAAGCUAUAGAAACACUCUUGAAAGCAUAUGCCAUUUGUAAACCUUCUGUGAGAUUUGUUUUUCGAGUUAAUAGUAAUGUUAUUUUUACUAAAGCUAUUUGUAAAUCAGACAUAGACUCUAUUAAAUGUGUCAUGGGCAUUCAAGUAUUUUCAAAAAUGACUCAUGUAAAGAAAUGUUUCUCAGAGACAGAGUUGCUUAUUGUUAUUCCUAAAAAAGAAAAUAAAGAUGUUGCAUUAAUAUCUCAGCCUGGCAUGCAGCUCAUAUGUGUCAAUGAUAGACCAAUCAAAUCCAAAGAAAUAGAAAAGAGAGUGAAACAAAAACUUGCUGAAUAUUUCUGUCAAACUUCAGGUUCUCACAAAUUAGUAUUUUGCUUACUUGUAACAGUUAAAUCUUCUGCACUCGAUGUCAACUUGGAGCCAAAUAAAGAUAAAGUAUUUCUUCAUAAUGAGGCUGAAAUAUUAAAAGAAAUCAAUCAAUUUCUUUGUGAUUAUUAUGGGCUUCAAGAUUCUUUAGAACCAACACAAAAAGAUGACUCAGAAAAAAUGGAAAAUGAAGAAGUUGAUAGCGAAGAAACAUAUUUAGUUAAAGAGAAAGAAUUCCAAGCUUGCAAAAGACGAAAAACCAAUGGUUCUAUUGAAAAAAUUCACUCCGCUCCAUCAACUGAACAAGAUUCAAAACAAAUUUCAGAUAAAAGAAAAAGAAAAUCUGAUGAUGAAUUUUUGAAAGAUAUUGUUGAACCUACGCUGAGCGAUUCAGAUUCAAACGAUGGAAUUAGGGUUACGAAAAAUUUCAAUAAGAAAAAAAAGAUAUCAGGAAUCAGCAGUGUACCAGAAAAUGAGAAUGAAUCUGAACUAUUUGAUUUUGCUCCACAGACUAAAAUAAUUGAAGAUAAACCAGAAACUUUAUCACAAUUACCAGUUGUAGAUCUAGGUGAAGAUUUUGAUUGGGAAGAAAUUAUCAAUAAAGCAACUAUAAAUAAAGAAACUGAUAAAACUGAAUCACUACCUACUCAUGAAAUAAGUCAAAAAAUUUCUAAUCUACCUAACAGUCAUGAAAGUUGGAGUAAGGGUCAUAUUGUUGGAUUAGAGGGUGGUGUUGCUAUAGGAUUAAAAGAUGGAGACCAAAAUAAUAAAAUAGAUAAAUCUAACUCUCUAUUACAAGAAUCUGAAGCAUUUGAUUAUGGCCCAUCAAAAACCGUAAUAGAAGACAGUCAAGAAAUUUCAGCAAAUGACGGUCCCCAUGUUAAUGUGGACAAAUUUGAUUGGAAUCUGAAAAAUAAAAACAUGACAAAAAAAACUUCUGAAAGAUCUCGUUUGCCUGGAAGUUCUAAACAAAGAAAAAUGUCACAAAAAGCUCACGAAGAUCCGAAUCAAAGUAAAAUUCAAUUUGCUGGAGAUAAUGCAUGCCUGAAAACAUUAGGUCAUUCCGCAUUUUCUAUGUACUGUUCUCAUGAAAGAAAAAACAUUUUAGAACAAUCGCCUGACUUAAGUCCAGCUGAGAUUGCACUUGAAUUGAAUAAACAAUGGAAAAGUCUUUCGUCUGAAGAGCGAGACUAUUAUCGUGAUCUGGCUAACAAAAAUAAUGAAGAAAUAAGUCUAAAUAUAUCACAAUUAGAAGGAACAAAAAAAGAAAAACUUUCUCAAACCGAAAAAAUAAACAAUCGCAAAAAACUCGUUAACAUGUUGGAAAAUAUGAAAUCGAAUAAAAACAAUAUGAAAAAUGAAAGUUUAUUGAUGAGAACUUUUGUAAAUUGGGACAUUGAUUUGGAAUCUGUUACAGAAAAAUUCGAAAACAGAAGAGCUGUUAAUAAAAUAAAUAGGCAAAUAGUGGGAUCACUGAAUUCAGACUUAUGGGUGUUAAAUAUGACAUCCAAUUUAUUUGUUUUUAAUAUUGCUGAACUGCAUGAGCAGCUUCAAAUUUUAAAACUCGAUGCAAGCAAAGUGGAUGAGCACCAUGUGAAAGAUCUUGUUGAACAAUGGUUCAAAGAAAAAGAUGACAUGAGUAUUUUUCAUCCAAUUUACACAAUUGAAUCAUAAAAUGUGUAUAAUUUGUAGAUAAAGACAACUUUUUACCGCUAUUUUACACGUUUUUAAAAAAAA